GCGUCAAUAAAGGGGUCCUUUUUAGUCACGGUGGACCGAAGGCGAGCAGUCUGUUGCAAGGCAAAGCCUGACCACGACUUUGGGACCGUUUUCCAGAGGACCAGACGACUGGGAGAACUACAAUAGCAACCCCACUCUUUGUGGGAGAGAGCCCCCCUCCUCUCCCUUCCCUCCACGGAUCUGAACAUCGCUCUUUCCACCGCUCUUUCCACUCCACCCCUCUUAGGUUGGGUCCCGCAGAGCUUUACCUCGCUUGUCGAUUUUUUUUCAUCACUGCGGUGAGUGUGUGUGUGUGUGUGUGUGUGUGUAAAGUCUGUGAGCUGACACAUAAAUACCCUUAUGGUAACCGCCUCAGUCAUACAGCUGACAUGUAAAUCGACUUGCCAGCCGGCUAUCAAAACCGAGCCAGACAUUGAAGAUAUACGGCAAAUUAAGACACCCGCCUCAAGAGAAGCACUCCACCAUCCAUCCACCUCUGCAGUUCAGUCCUCUCCGGAAAAUCUUUCCACCUGCCGACACAUCUUAUAUGACCGUCUCAAAGAUGACAUGGCGUCCUCAGUAUCGCAGCUCCAAGUUCCGCCACGUGUUCGGUAAGGCCGCCACCAAGGAGAACUGCUACGAUGGCGUGCCCAUCACGCGGAGCGUCCACGACAACCACUUCUGCGCCGUCAACCCGCGUUUCAUUGCCGUCAUCACAGAGUGCGCCGGAGGCGGAGCCUUCCUGGUCCUCUCUGUCCAUCACACAGGGAAGGUGGACCCCCUUCACCCCAAAGUGUCAGGCCACAGAGGUAACGUACUGGACAUCAAAUGGAACCCCUUCAACGACUUCUGUAUAGCAUCCUGCUCUGAGGACUCCACGGUGAAGGUAUGGGACAUCCCUCCCCAUGGUGUGCUGAAGAACCUGACGGUGCCGUGGAAGGAGCUGCAGGGUCACAGCCGCAGGGUGGGCCUCAUCGAGUGGCACCCUACUGCCAACAAUGUGCUCUUCAGUACUGGCUAUGACUACCAGGUGAUGAUCUGGAACCUGGACAGCCCUGAGGCGGUGAUAAAGAACCCGGUGCGGACCAUCAGCCACCACACUGACGUGGUGCUCUCCAUGUCCUUCAAUACCGAUGGCAGCAGGCUGGCCACGUCCUGCAAGGACAAGAAGAUCAGGGUUCUAGAGCCACGCACUGGGAACCUGCUACAGGAGGCCAACUGUAAGAACCACAAAGCCAGCAAGGUGCUGUUCCUGGGGAACCUCAAGAUGCUGCUGUCCACCGGCAGCUCCCGCUGGAACCACAGACAGAUGGCCCUCUGGGACCAGGAGGACCUAGAUGUGCCUUUGUUACAGGAGGACCUAGAUGGUUCGUCUGGGGUGCUCUUCCCUUUCUACGACCCAGACACACACAUGCUCUACAUAGCAGGGAAGGGUGAUGGUAAUAUCCGGUACUAUGAGAUCAGCUCAGAGAAGCCCUACAUGCACUUCCUCACAGAGUACCGCUCACACACUCCUCAGAAAGGAAUGGGUAUCAUGCCAAAGAGAGGCCUGGACGUGAGCUCCUGUGAGGUGUUCAGGUUCUACAAACUGGUGACGAUCAAGGCCCUCAUCGAACCGCUCUCCAUGAUCGUACCUCGCAGGGUAAGAACCCCUGACACACCAAAACAGGCGACCAGAAUGACAGUGAGCCUGGCGGGGCAGUGGGUGGUGGUGGCUGUGGCCCAGAGCCAGACACAGACGGACAGCCCGAUGAAUCUGUCGAGGCAGCUGAGGCAUGGGAACCGGUCGAGGCAGCUGAGGCAUGGGAACCGGUCGAGGCAGCUGAGGCAUGGGAUCCCGACGGCCAGCUGA
Molecule: messenger RNA, 1831 nt
Organism: Oncorhynchus keta (chum salmon)
Lineage: Eukaryota; Metazoa; Chordata; Actinopteri; Salmoniformes; Salmonidae
Product: coronin-2A-like
Exons: 11
Coding region: 527-1831 (434 amino acids)
Biological process (GO): actin filament organization
Molecular function (GO): actin filament binding
Source: RefSeq, a predicted model, not a curated record